This is a messenger RNA of Paramecium primaurelia, 393 nucleotides long. Lineage: Eukaryota; Ciliophora; Oligohymenophorea; Peniculida; Parameciidae. The record is from the annotation of a GenBank genome assembly.
AUGGUAAUAGAAAGUGAAGUAUUGUAAACUUUAUAUGAAUUGUAUCAAAGGAAUUUAAUUUCAUAUGAGUAGAAAGGCAUGAUCAAAGGUAAUUUAAAUAAUUAGAAGGUUGAGAUAUGUUAAUAAGCAAAGAUGUUAUGUUUUUAUCUUGCAUUAGGGAAUGUGAUAGUUAGUUUAGUUUAUAGGAUAAAAUUAUGGAACUGUUAAAAGGUUAAAUCUAUGAUUUAAUAUUUUUUAGAAUAGGAAUCACCCCUUAAUAUAACAUCCACUAGCCCAAUUAAAAGAAUUUAAUAUUGUUAAUUCAGUAGAUAGAGAUUUAGAAGUGUUAUUUAAAACUACAAUAAAAAUAAUACAUCUAACCGAUUUAGAUCAAAUUCACUUGUAACCAGUUGA